Halteromyces radiatus is the source of this 636-nucleotide messenger RNA. RefSeq names its product proteasome subunit beta type-6. The transcript has 4 exons. The coding region runs from base 1 to 636 and encodes 211 amino acids. Lineage: Eukaryota; Fungi; Mucoromycota; Mucoromycetes; Mucorales; Cunninghamellaceae. Gene Ontology annotation, cellular component: proteasome core complex. The record is from RefSeq and is a predicted model, not a curated record. Gene Ontology annotation, molecular function: threonine-type endopeptidase activity.
AUGAGUUUGAAAAAGGGUGAAGUCAAUCUUGGUACAUCCAUUAUGGCUGUACAGUUUAAAGACGGUGUAAUUGUUGGAGCAGACUCACGUACAACCACUGGUGCUUAUAUUGCCAAUCGAGUUACAGACAAGUUGACCAAAGUUCAUGAUCGUAUUUAUUGUUGUCGAUCAGGAUCAGCCGCUGAUACCCAAGCCAUUGCCGAUAUUGUACAUUAUUAUCUCCAAAUGUAUAGUGUUCAAGAAAGUCAAGCACCUUCAGUUCGAACAGCAAGUGCUCUUUUCCAAGAAUUAUGUUACCAAAACAAAGACGGUUUGAUGGCUGGGAUUAUUGUAGCAGGAUGGGACGAAAAAGAUGGACCUUCUGUGUAUAAUGUUCCUUUGGGUGGUUCAUUACACAGACAACCUUUUGCUAUUGGUGGUUCUGGCUCUACUUAUAUUUAUGGUUAUUGUGAUUCUGUUUGGAGGGAUGAUAUGACAAAAGAAGAAGCUGUGACUUUUGUCAAGAAUGCUUUGUCUUUAGCAAUGGCUCGUGAUGGAUCUUCUGGUGGUGUCAUUAGGCUGGCUGUUAUUACCAAGGACGGUGUCGAUCGUCAAUUCGUACCUGGCAAUGAAUUACCAACUCACUGGGAAGGAUAA